This is a messenger RNA of Diprion similis, 3046 nucleotides long. RefSeq names its product DNA replication licensing factor Mcm3 (gene Mcm3). The coding region runs from base 111 to 2585 and encodes 824 amino acids. Gene Ontology annotation, cellular component: nucleus; MCM complex. Gene Ontology annotation, molecular function: single-stranded DNA binding; ATP binding; single-stranded DNA helicase activity. Gene Ontology annotation, biological process: DNA strand elongation involved in DNA replication; double-strand break repair via break-induced replication; DNA replication. The transcript has 12 exons. The record is from RefSeq and is a predicted model, not a curated record. NCBI's taxonomy places the organism in Eukaryota, Metazoa, Arthropoda, Insecta, Hymenoptera, Diprionidae.
UUUGCCUCGCUGCGUUUAAGUGUUUACGUUUAUAUCAUAUUUGUUACUUGAUAUUUUUCGGAAAGAUUUGACGCGUAUUAUUUGUUAGUAAGUAGCGCAUAAUACGAAUAAUGGCGGAUCCAAUGGCAGAGCAGAAAUUUCAAAACAUGGUGCGAGAGUAUGUGGAUUUCUUAGAUGAUCAGGAAGAUCAGGGGAGGUAUACGGAUCUAGUUAAAACAAUGAUUGAUGAGAAAAAACAUCGACUUGUUGUGAACAUCAAUGAUUUAAGAAAGAAACGUCCAAGCAGAGCGGUGAGUUUGCUAAACAACGCCUUUGAGGAACAAUCGGCCUUCCAAUCCGCAUUGAAGCAGUACGUUGAAACAAUCGAUCCGACAUACUGUAAGAACCAUCCGGAUUUGUUCAUUGCGUUUGAGGGCAGCUUCGGUACCAAGCAUACGACCCCUCGAAGUUUGACAUCAAGAUUUCUUGGUAAUUUAGUGUGCGUUGAGGGUAUUGUUACGAAAUGCUCUUUGGUGAGACCCAAGGUUGUCAGAAGCGUUCAUUAUUGCCCAGCAACAAAAGUUGCUACCGAAAGACAGUACACAGAUCUUACUUCUUUUGAUCCAUUUCCAAGUGCCAAUGUUUAUCCAACUCAGGAUGAUGAUGGCAAUGCUCUGGAAACUGAGUACGGAUUAUCGAGUUACAAGGAUCAUCAGACCCUGUCAAUCCAGGAAAUGCCCGAGAAAGCACCAGCGGGACAGUUGCCUCGUAGUGUAGAUGUAAUCUGCGAUAAUGACUUAGUAGACUUAUGCAAGCCUGGAGACAGGGUCCAAGUGGUUGGAAACUACAGAUGUCUUCCUGGGAAACACGGAGGAUUUACAUCUGGAACAUUCAGGACUAUUCUUAUUGCGAACAACAUUUCUCAGUUGAAUAAGGAUGCCAAUCUCAAAAUAUCUCGAGCUGAUCUUACAAUGUGCAAAAAAAUGGCCAAGAAACAUCAUGUGAAUAACAUCUUUGAACUGUUAAGCAAAUCUUUAGCUCCAUCGAUACAUGGACAUGAAUACAUAAAGAAAGCUAUUCUAUGUCUAUUACUCGGUGGAGUUGAGAAAAUUUUACCCAAUGGAACAAGAUUGAGAGGAGAUAUUAACAUUCUCCUUAUCGGUGAUCCGUCUGUGGCUAAGUCUCAACUCUUGCGGUAUGUUUUGUGUACCGCUCCCCGAGCAGUUCCUACCACUGGUAGGGGCUCUUCAGGAGUUGGUCUCACAGCGGCUGUUACAACUGAUCAAGAGACAGGAGAAAGAAGGCUUGAGGCUGGUGCGAUGGUAUUAGCUGAUCGUGGCGUCGUUUGCAUUGACGAGUUUGAUAAAAUGUCUGAUAUGGACAGAACUGCCAUUCACGAAGUCAUGGAACAGGGAAGAGUUACCAUAGCUAAAGCUGGAAUACAUGCCAGUUUGAAUGCACGCUGCUCUGUUUUAGCUGCUGCUAAUCCUGUAUACGGUCGAUAUGACCAAUAUAAAACACCGAUGGAAAAUAUUGGAUUACAAGAUUCGUUGCUCUCUCGAUUUGAUCUUUUAUUUGUAAUGCUGGAUAUGAUUGAUUCCGAUCAAGACCACAUGAUAAGCGAUCAUGUUGUAAGGAUGCAUCGGUACAGAAAUCAUACAGAAAAAGAUGGGGAAGCUUUGCCAAUGGGAAGCAAUGUUGAUUUGCUCAGUACAAAGAAUCCAGAUACAGUAGGUGACGAGGAGGCAGAAACAUUGGUGUAUGAGAAAUAUGAUCCCCUAUUGCAUGGUUUAUCUCGUGCAAAAAGUGAUAAAAUACUCAGUGUUAAAUUCAUGAGAAAAUACAUCCACAUAGCGAAGUGUAUGAAACCAAAUCUUACGGAAGAAGCGAGCGAAGUGAUCGCAAAUGAGUAUUCCCGUCUAAGAUCAGAAGAUACUGUUGAGUCCGACGUUGCAAGGACACAACCCAUAACUGCUCGGGCUUUGGAAACUCUCAUUCGUCUUUCAACGGCACAUGCCAAAGCGAGACUCUCAAGAGAUGUUACUGUGGAUGACGCGUAUGCAGCAAUAGAGCUGGUUCAGUUUGCCUAUUUCAAGAAGGUACUAGAAAAGGAAAAGAAACGACGAAGAAAUGCAAGUGAAAAUGGCACGCAGAGUGCAGACGAAGAUGAUAGAAGUAAAAAGCGUUUAAGAAGAGAAAAGAAACAACCUGGAGAAGAUGGCUACGACGAGUACGAAUUCGAUAGUGAAGAUGAAACGCAUAUUGAUGAAGCUAUUCAAAGAACAACUCGUUCGCAAACUACAAGAGUUGAAUCUACUCCUCGAAAUGAUUCAAAUGUGACAACAACUUCUUUAACUGAAUCUACACAAGUUGAAGAAACGAGUUCUGCCACCAUUGACAAAAAUAGGUUGGAAAUUUUUCGAAAUGCUCUACAAAGAUUGUUCCGCGAAGAGCGUUCUCAAUCGCUUCCUUUGUCAAGGGUACACGAAUAUGUGAACAGUCAACAUUCCCCAGACUUUACAAAGGCCGAAGUUACUGCUGCUGUAACAGAGAUGACUGAUGCUAACCAAAUUAUGGUGGCGGAUAACAUAGUUUUUCUGAUCUAGGUAAAUGUUACACGGCUAUUAUUAUUAUUACUUUUUUUUUUUUUUGCAUCGUUUCACUGUAAUAAUUGAACAGAUCCAACUUCUUAUCCGGUUUAAAAUGAUUCAUGUAAGAAUAUUUUUGUAAUUUUCAUCCGUUAGAUAGUGUUUUUUAUACGAAAGUAAUAUGUCGAUUUAAAAUAAAAAAUAUAAAAACAGCAGCAGAAUUUAUUUACCUUAUAGAUGAGACAUUAAUUAUUCCAUUUUCCUAUUCGUUUUUAUAUUUUUCAUUUUGUGAUAAGUUAAUCUAUAACCGCAUGUGAAGAGUAUAGUAGAGAAGACGAUGUCAUUUCGGAAGGUUUGUUCACAUCGUUUGGCAGUAAAAAAACGGAUUGAAAAUUACAGUAACAUUGAUCAGCUCUAUGUAUAAUUUCAUAAUACAACACAUUGGCACAUGAACUAGGCAACAAUGAUCAACAUUUAUC